Messenger RNA from Saccharomycopsis crataegensis, 561 nucleotides. It is a transcript of the gene SPC3, whose product is annotated as signal peptidase complex subunit SPC3. Bases 1 to 561 code for a protein of 186 amino acids. Lineage: Eukaryota; Fungi; Ascomycota; Saccharomycetes; Ascoideales; Saccharomycopsidaceae. Gene Ontology annotation, cellular component: signal peptidase complex; membrane. The transcript has a single exon. Gene Ontology annotation, biological process: protein targeting to ER. The record is from RefSeq and is a predicted model, not a curated record.
AUGUUCUCAAUAACCCAAAGAUUCCAGACACUUUCUAAUACAGCGCUCACAUAUGCCAUUUACGUGGCCGUUGCUGUUGUCGCCACCUUCUAUUACCAGCUAUAUUUCGACGGAGCCUCGUCGGUUCCUGCAACGGUUGACAAUAUCUCGAUUAAGAGCCAUUUCAAAUCCAGUCGCUCAUUUGGAUCAAUGAAUAAGAAACCAAAAGAAAAUACCAAAUUGACUUUUGAUAUUGAUGCAGAUUUGUCCCCGUUGUUCAACUGGAACACCAAGCAAGUGUUUGUGUACUUGACUGCUGAAUACCCAGGUAAAAACUCUCAAGCCAGCAACAAAGUGACUUAUUGGGAUAAAAUCGUCACUUCAAAGGAAGAUGCUAACUUAGAAUUGAAAAAUCAAAGAUCGAAAUAUAAUGUUUGGGACGUUGAAAAGACUUUUAGAGGAAGAGAAGCCGUGGUUAGGUUAGAAUGGAAUAUUCAACCUCACAUUGGUCCUCUUGUUUGGGGUUCCACUGUCAGUAACGCUACGAUAGUCUAUCCAGAUUCAAAGGUUGGUGGUAAAUAG